GGCAGCUGCUACCAUCCACGAGGACACUGGUGUCAUGUCAUCUGUGUUUUUGUGGGAAUUUGGAGUUUAGAAACCUGCUAGGAGUAGUGAGUAACAAGUGGCAGGGCCUUGAGAGAAAGCAAUCUCCGCCUUGAUGGUAUUCUGGACAGCAGCGCACAGCUCAGGCGACUGGCAGCUCUCUGCGCGGAUGAUGAAGAACUUGGGAAAGGAAAUGGUCAAGAUGGCAGCUGAGUACGGAGUGAUAAAGCUGAUGUGGUGGCAUUAGAUGCAGUCAUUUUCAUUUUCUCUGGCAUGAACGUCGCAGGAUCGCGGUGCGGGACGCGAGCGCUUGUAAAGGAACGCCGUUUGGAUUCCUCCAAAGACUCUCCGCGGACUCUUCCUGCUUUUAACUCCACAUUUUGCCAGUUUACAAUGCACGUUGGCCAGGGUGUGGGCUGUGCACGAGAAAAGGCAAUGUUUUGUUAAUGCUGGUCAGUCAGAUCAGCCCUGUGUGCUGCGGUUAGACGCCGUGCAGGAGGAUAGAAAGACGGACACGUGCUGGGACUGUCUCUGAAGCCUGCACACAACAUUGAUGGAAUGCGACCUGAGUGAUUUUAUAACCCUUUGUGCAACCACCGAGAUAUUACGAUUAACAUGGCUGAGACGCCGCGCAACGAGCCUCUUUUAAACAUUGAGAUAGAUCCGGAUUUCGAGCCUCAGAAGCGGCCACGGUCCUGCACUUGGCCCCUUCCCCGUCCGGAGUCUGGUGCGGGCAAGUCCGGGACAAAUGACACUGACGUAAUCCCUGAAGAAGAGGAUGAUGAGGGUGGCAGCACGGGGAGCGGCGAUGCUCAGAAAGCCAGCGGUGGUGUUAAUAAACCCCGGGAGCCGAGCUCCAUCUCACAGCCUGUGGAGGUCCAGCGCGGCCCCUGCAAGGAGGAGGCCACCGACGGCUCUCCUUCCUCCGCGCAGACCCCCUCCGCGGCUCUGGGCGGCUCUGCAUCCCAGCAGCUGAGGAAGUCCUCCGCCCGCAGGAACGCUUGGGGCAACUACUCCUAUGCAGACCUCAUUACCCAAGCCAUCGAGAGCUCCCCCGAGAAAAGGCUGACCUUGUCCCAAAUCUAUGACUGGAUGGUGAGGUCUGUGCCAUAUUUCAAGGACAAAGGCGACAGCAACAGCUCUGCUGGCUGGAAGAAUUCCAUCCGACACAAUCUGUCCCUCCAUAGUCGUUUUGUGAAAGUCCAGAAUGAAGGAACGGGGAAAAGCUCCUGGUGGAUGGUCAACCCAGAAGGCGGGAAAGGAGGAAAAGCUCCCCGACGAAGGGCUGUAUCAAUGGAUAACAGCAAGUACAUUAAAGGAGCCCGAGGACGUGCCACCAAGAAGAAAGCCUCGCUACAGGCAACUCAAGACGGCAGCUCAGAGAGUUCCUCCAGCCUCUCCAAAUGGACAGGAAGUCCCACCUCCCGCAGCAGUGAUGAGCUGGAUGCCUGGACAGACUUCCGCUCCCGAACCAAUUCCAACGCCAGCACACUCAGUGGCCGUCUGUCCCCGAUCCUGGCCAACCUGGAGCUGGAUGAGGUGCCAGAUGACGACUCGCCCCUCUCCCCAAUGCUGUACUCCAGUCCAAGCAGCAUGUCCCCGUCCACAGGGCCCACAGGGCUCUCUGACCUGGCAGGUACCAUGAACCUCAAUGACGGGCUCUCUGACAACCUAAUGGACGACCUUUUAGACAAUAUCAGCUUGACAGCAUCCCAGCAGCCUCCUCCUGGAGAGGAAGAAAACGGAGCCAAUGGUCAGGGGAGCUCAGUGUUUACCUUCAGCUGCUCAGGAAGCAGUCUGGGUAGCCCCUCUGGCAGCUACGGGCCUAACCCUCUUUUUAGCCCGCCGUCCAUCACAAGCCUGCGGCAGUCACCCAUGCAGACCAUCCAGGAGAACAAGCAGACCACCUUCUCAUGCAUCCCACACUUCAGCGACCACCAGACCCUGCAGGAUAUGCUCAGUCUGGACUCCCACAGCCCUAGCAAUGUCAUGCUCACCCAGUCUGACCCGCUGAUGUCACAGGCCAGCACUGCCAUUGCUUUGCAGAACUCCCGCCGAAACGCCAUGCUGCUCCGCAAAGACCACAUGUUGGUGAACCACGCCAGUGCAGGUCAGGGCCAAAGCUCUUCAGUGCCUGGUUGGCAAGCUGGCUUGUCAACCUCUGACAGCGACGCCGGCCACCCCGACGCCAAGCAGCCGCACCUGAAGUCUCCCAGCAAGAACCCCUCUAUGCAGCUCAGCUCUGGUUUGCCCAGCCAGGACCGCUUUCCUGCCGAUCUGGACCUGGAUGUGUUCAACGGCAGUCUUGAGUGUGACAUGGACUCCAUCAUUCGCAAUGAACUGAUGGACGCAGAUUGCCUGGACCUCAGCUUCGACUCUCACCUCACCUCCGCCCAGAACGGCAACAGGAAUUCAGGAAGCUUCUCCAGCUCGAAACAGACCUCCCCUCACAGCUGGGUCCCAAGCUGAGAAGCUCUGUCAUGGUUUAAAAAAAAGAAGUGGGAAAAAUGUAAAUUGGGGCUGUUGUCCUGCAUUGUGCAACUAGAGGGAAGAAAGUGUAUUCAUGUAGUAUUUUUCUUUUCCAUUAUUUUUAACGUGAGGCAUUAAGUUUGGUACUGUAGUCUAAGUGUCUGAGACACACAAUGGUGUCAAAAAAUUCUUGAAAAAGAUCAAUGCCUGGACGGUGUGAACAACAGUAUUGACUGGAAUGAAAGUACAGGACAUUUUGUUAAAACAAUAUGAAAAGCAUCAACUCGUGAUAGUCUCAGGGAAUACAGCAUCACAAAGUGAUACAUGAAACUGAAGAUGAAUUAUGUUUUCACCCUGCUUUCUCUCCUCUUUCACACCCUUUCAUACCUAAACCAACAUUUUUGCCAAACCAGCUGUCAGCCUGUUGUGAGAGACAGCCUGUUUACAGAAAACGCUGCAGAGAAUGUUACAUUAUUACGUUCCAGUGGAGGAUACUUGACAUACUUUUUUGUUUUAUUUUUGAGACGUAGCCUAAAUUGACAAAAUGAUUUUAAAAACCGGUGUUAACGAAAAGCUUUUUUCCCCAUUGAUGCACAGUCAAGCACCAAAUAUCAAUCUGUAGAGGCUAAUAUGCUAUCAAGAUGUGAACUGAUCUACAUUGUGUGGUUUUUGUAUGUAAUGUUUUAUUUUUAUUUAGCAAAUUUUACCCUGUGAUUUUAGUGACAUUACUGUGAAUUCUGUUCCUUCUGAAGAGGUGCAUUACUGAAGUCUUGAUAAUAUGGUGUUUGUGCUGCAUAUCCCUUUUCACCAUUUCCCACCUCCCUCUCCUCAUCCUCUCCCACUUACUGCAAUAUUGGAAGAUACAGAGUUUAGGACUGAAUUAAGGACUUGAUUUAGCUCUAGUUGACACCAUUUACAUUAGCAAACACUUAGAACUAUUUGGAUUAAAAUAACCACCCUUAGACUCCACAGCACUCAACUGCAAUAUUUUGGUGUUUGUUCAUUUGAAAGAGUUCUUGGUGCUAUAAAUAAGAAGAUGGCAGGGAGUGGCUGCAGAUGGAGCAUUAGUAGCCUCUCCUUUGUUAUCAGCACUAUAGCAGGUGCUGGGUAAAAUAGUUUCCAACUGUGUGAGAGGAGGUUGUGUAGUAUCUUAGAGCCAUUUUUGCCAUUUGAGGAAGAAACAACCACAGUAUUUUAAAUAUUGCCAAACAUUUCUGCAUUUAAUAAGUGGAAAUAAAAGGACAUACAGUGUUUAAAUAUUAGGAACCACUGUCAUAAGGGCAAAAAUAAACCAACAUCAGCACAGUUUUUGUAGGAACAGCAGGAUUACCUUUUUUAGUUUUACAUUUUUAUCAGCUGGAAACUGUCAAUUAUCACUGAUUUUGUCUUGUUAAAUUGAAAUUGUAUUUAUUUUAGUUUCCACAUGUACAUAUUUUAUGCUUUUUAAAAAAUAUGACGUGUGGCAGAGCAGUGUAAAAGCACUUUUGUUUUAAUGGUCUGACCACCUCAAUUGGGUUGAUUGAAUGUUACGCCCUGUUGAAUUUAACUGACAUUAAUGUCACGGAAAUAUGGAAUCCUAUUUGCUUCAUUUUUGAUUUUACAAAAAUAAAUUCUGCACAUCUGUGCUUCCAAACAUAAUUUUUGUAGCUUCACAUGGAUGCUUUCAUCUUAAAUAUCCAAAAUACUGACUUGAAGCUCUUUUCUACAUUCAUUUUGAGUCACUGCCAAUAUUCAAUUCCCAUUUCUUCCUAUUGCUCCUACAAAAAAAGGGAGGAAAAAAGAGAUAUCAAGUUGACAUUGCCAGUUGUAAUUCAUAUUCCUAUCUUGGUUGUAUCAGAGAUGGUGCAUGUAAAUAAAGCUUAAAGAACCACUGACAA
Messenger RNA from Micropterus dolomieu (smallmouth bass), 4364 nucleotides. RefSeq names its product forkhead box O3A (gene foxo3a). The record is from RefSeq and is a predicted model, not a curated record. Gene Ontology annotation, cellular component: nucleus; mitochondrial matrix. The transcript has 3 exons. Gene Ontology annotation, molecular function: DNA-binding transcription factor activity, RNA polymerase II-specific; RNA polymerase II cis-regulatory region sequence-specific DNA binding. Gene Ontology annotation, biological process: regulation of transcription by RNA polymerase II. The coding region runs from base 634 to 2487 and encodes 617 amino acids. Lineage: Eukaryota; Metazoa; Chordata; Actinopteri; Centrarchiformes; Centrarchidae.